AGGUCCCGUAUUCAUAGCUGUGGUAAUACCGAUAUCUUAGCUUUUUGUCAGUUGGCUUCGCUGUCAAACGGAAAAUGGCAGCGACAAGUGUUGUCGUUCUCGACAGAGGCAACAAUACAACUUGUACCGUAAAUCUUUUCGGUGCUACAGUAGUAUCAUGGAGAGUGAACAAUCAAGAACAGUUAUUUGUAAGUAAACAGGCAGUGUUCGAUGGCAAGAGGGCGAUACGAGGAGGGAUACCGUUUGUAUUCCCUCAGUUCGGACAAUGGGCGUUCGGUCCGCAGCACGGGUUCGCCCGGAUAGCUCGCUGGCACGUGGAAAAAAUGCCGGAGCGGUUGCCCAGCGGCGAUGUCGAAGCUGUCUUCAGCCUCAUGGAUGAUGACUUCACCAGGUCCAUGUGGCAUUUCCAGUUCAGACUGACGUACAGACUGAUCCUGCGCGAGAAGGAGCUGCACUUCAACAUCGGCGUGUACAACCCCAGCAAGGAGCUGACGUUCAGCUGCCAGAUGCUGCUGCACACCUACUUCAAGGUGCCCGACGUCAGGCGCUGUCAGAUCACCGGCAUGCACGGCUGCAUGUUCAUUGAUAAGACUCGGGAAGGCGCAGUGUACCAGGAGACGCGCGAGGUGGUGACCAUCAACGAGUGGACGGACAGGAUCUACCAGAACACGAUGCAGGAGCACAUCAUCACCAACGUCGUCAGCGGCCGCAAGAUGAGGAUACAGAAGUACAACUUCCCUGAUACUGUGAUCUGGAACCCAUGGGCGGAGUACGCGAAAGAGAUCCCUGACUUCGGCGACGACGAGUUCCCGAACAUGGUGUGCGUGGAGGCAGGCCGCGUGGCCGCGCCCAUCGUACUGCUGCCCGGCACCGCCUUCGAGGCCAGCCAGAUACUGCAGGUGAUGUAAGAGACUGGGCGACCCACACACAACGCAGCCGUCCACAGGAGCCGAGUCUAUACGUGUCGCGUCAUCAUGUACUCACACAACAGCCACUUAGCCGGGGCUCUACGCGUCAUUCCUCUACGCUGUGGCAUAUACUGGCGACAAAUACUACUACAAAACUAUAGUUAGCUGUUUAAACAAGUUUUCGUUCUGGAUUUUUUUUCAGCUAGAUUGGCAAAAUUCGGCUCUAAAUCGGAUCCAAUUCAGAUAUAGAGCGACUAUCGGUAAUUUCUUGUUUAGGUUUGAACUUCUGACUAGCCGUAAUAUUUCAGACAUAGUAGUCGUUUUUAGACAGAAUUUGAUUCAACAAUUUGAUGUUACUACAGAAACUCUUAUUCAUACAUGUAGCCAGUAUAUGCCAUAGUGUAUAAACCUUUACAUAGUAAACGAAUAAUCAUUAGUAUUCCAGUAAUUUUUGUACUUUUGCAAAUAUCAGUAGGUUCAAAUAUUCAUAAAAAUCAUUGUCAUUAUUAGUAGUUGUAAUUAAAUACAAUUCGUUCGGAUGUCAAUUUUGUAGCGUAAACAUAGACAUAUCGUGGGUUUUAGAAACCUUACUAUGUUCUGUUCUGAACAUUUUUUUUGAAAAUUCGAGUAUAGAGUUGAUUUAUAUUGUUUGAGAAAAUUCAACGUUAUUUUUAACAGGUUAAAGUACAAUUUUGGAAUCCAUCUGUUUGUUUAAACACAAGCUAUGUACUAAUAUUACUGAAACUAUCAGUGAACUAUCAGCUCUAUUAGAGCGCAUAAUACGUAAUAAUAAUAGUUUGUGUUCUAGGGUGUAUGUUAACUAAAUCAUUCCGUAUGUACAAUUUAAUUUACAAAUAAUUUUUAGUUUCACGUAAAAAUCCUCUUUACCAAAUACGCACAAGCUUAACUUCAUUCCAAGAAUAUUUCAAAUGAGUUCAAUGUGAAUUGUUUUUACAUUAGCAUUUAAUUAAUUUUGAAUCUUAUGUUUCUACAUGCAAGGUUCAGUACAUGUAUGUUUGGUGAAAUCUUAUAACAGAAAAAGGUUUAGUUAUUAAUUUCUAUAAACUAUAACAUUUCCAAAUCAUGUGAUCACGAAAUAAUGUAACAUUCGAACCGAAAAAGACAUUAGUUUAUAUCGAGUGGAGGUUAAGUUUCAUUGUUUUAUUACUCGCUGCCUUCUCAUAUAAUAUUGUUAUAAUCUUGCCAAAUGUUUCUAAAACUCUUCCUUCUUGUUUUUUAUUAUUAAUGAUCAGAUUCACAAUUUAUUACUUGCAUACUUCUCUAGAUCGAUGAAUACAAUGACAUAAGAUAUGAGUGAAUUAAUGUUGGCCAGAUUUUGUAAAAUUGUGAAUCUGGUCGCAUGGGGAUCGGUCAAAAUUGUAUCGAGAAUUCUUUUGUAAGCAUUUCGUACAUGUUAGAUUAUUUAUCAAAACUUUACAUAGCCUUUUUAUAAUAACUAUCCUGAGACGUACUAAAUACAAAAAUCACGGUUUACUCACGUCAAUUAAUGGAGGCUGCACGACGUGGCCGCGUCUGUGCACGCUGCUCAUGGUAAAAAGUCGCUCUGUGACUCGAAACUAUUAGAGCUUUUCUACAUUUUUAUCUCCAAAAGGGUAGACAGAGAUGCUUAUAAUAUACAAUGUAAUACCUACGUUUCACCAGCUAUGUUCUGACUUUGGACAAUUACAAGUAAAGUAAAUAAAACUUAUUUUGCAUAAUACCAGCAUAAUAUGUAUUUGCUCUAUCAUGAACGAAACGCUUACUUUAGUAUGGAGGUCGAAAUAUUUUUAAUAAAAUUAAAAUGGUGUGUCUACGACUAAACUAGCUUCCUUCUGUCUUCCGCUUGUUUUCUACUCUUGUUGUCAAUUUCUUCUGUUGGUUUUUUUAAGUAUUUAGCUAUUAAGGUACCUCAGUUUUGUUUUUAAGUCGCUUUCCUAACGCUAUAGUUGGGCCAUAACAAACGUCACAAGAAUCUCCCGCACAACUGUCAUAAGAGUGAGCGAGAGAUCUGAUAAAAUCUCAAGUUUUUCAUGGCCCAACUAUACUGUUGAAAAUCCAUUGCUUGUUUCCUAUAAAAGAAUAUUAAUAUGUUUAUUGGUACAAUUUUUCCUCAGUUUACAAAGAAAAGUGCCAAAUUGAGAGUCUGAAAAUGCGAGAACUGUGCACAAAAUUUUACAUCAGCUCAAUAAAGUUAGUUACAUUUUGUAUACGUGUUUAGGAGAUGAGGUGCUAAAAUUAGAAAGUUUUCUUCUCUUUGCAAUUUUUUUUUUGUGUUCAAUAAUAAUGGUUCUUCUGCACUCACAAGAUGGCGCUUGAGGCCUAAGGAUCUAUUAGUAUCAACUUAAGGUAAGCGUCCAAAGGCCCGCGUCGUUCGCAACGCAUGUAGGCAUUGCCGAUGAUGCGGUCCGUACGAUGCGGAUUAGUCGACGCAGUUGUAUCUGUUUCUAUACUAGACAAACUAAAAUCCGUUGCGUGCGGUGCGUACGAUGCGGGCCUGUCGACGCUUACCUUUAGUUGUCACAAGUUGACUGACUAAUGACUUGGCAUUAGCAUAUAUUUUAUUGAUCUAUAGGCCUUAAGCUGAACUAGCACCUUUAGUUGUGCGUAAUAUUUAAUUUCCGUUGUACAUGAACUUAAUAAAACUUAUUCUAUGGAAUAUAAGAGUUUUAAAUAUCAAUACGCAUGCAUUGUUUGCCAAUAGUUCGUCAUGUUUCCUCCUAGCAUUAAUACUCAGGCCGCUUUAGUAACUUAUUAUUGUACCAUUAAGUAACAGUUAACUAUUUAGCGUAAAAUCUAAUCAUAUCACAUUCAAGCGAAUUUUCUAUCUUUAACAUAGAAAUAACGAUACAUAAGAUAUGUUUUUCUUUAACUUCAAAAACAUUUCCAUUGCUCCAGGUUAAAGCCAGUACAAUACUAUAAUUUUUUAGUACAUAUAUUUUGUACAUUUUGUUUUUUUUUCUCUCUUUAAUAUUGGAACGUUUUUGGAGGCUUUUAAAGUAUACGAAGAUUAAUGUAAGAAUAUGUACUUAGAUAUAACGAGUUCCUUGUUUUAAAUACAAACGAUUGGGUAGGUUUUUUGUACUAAAUGACAUUGUAUUGUCAGUAGCAAUACACUGUUGUUAAUUAUUGUUAUUAUGUAUAAAUAAUAAAUAUACAUUCUGUAGUGUCUUGAUGCUCUCUCAGUGUAGAGGUAGAAUUAAGAUUUAACUUCAUUAAAAUAUUUGAUCCAUAGUUUUAAGUCAGUUUUUGACUUUUUGAUGUCCAUUAUGCCAAGUGGGGUCUUAGGACCUUCAUGAUAAUGUAAUUUGUAAACUAACUUGCUGGGCCACUAUGGAUAGAGCCCAGACAACGAAAUAUGCAACGAAGUGUACUUCCUUAGGUGCAAUAAAGUGAAGUAAAAUGGCA
This is a messenger RNA of Spodoptera frugiperda (fall armyworm), 4313 nucleotides long. RefSeq lists its product as uncharacterized. The record is from RefSeq and is a predicted model, not a curated record. Gene Ontology annotation, molecular function: isomerase activity; carbohydrate binding. The coding region runs from base 75 to 908 and encodes 277 amino acids. Gene Ontology annotation, biological process: carbohydrate metabolic process. The transcript has 8 exons. NCBI's taxonomy places the organism in Eukaryota, Metazoa, Arthropoda, Insecta, Lepidoptera, Noctuidae.